Messenger RNA from Rhea pennata, 510 nucleotides. It is a transcript of the gene IL17A, whose product is annotated as interleukin 17A. NCBI's taxonomy places the organism in Eukaryota, Metazoa, Chordata, Aves, Rheiformes, Rheidae. Gene Ontology annotation, molecular function: cytokine activity. The coding region runs from base 1 to 510 and encodes 169 amino acids. The transcript has 3 exons. The record is from RefSeq and is a predicted model, not a curated record. Gene Ontology annotation, biological process: inflammatory response. Gene Ontology annotation, cellular component: extracellular region.
AUGUCUCUGACCAUUUCUGAAUCUCUGUUCAGAUCACUGCUGCUCGUGCUGCUGGCCCUGCUCUCAGCCAGCAGCCCUGCCUGCGGGAAGGCGGUACGGCCUCGGCUCAAGACGGAGAGCCUCUUCAAGCAAGCAGAUGCUGGUUGCCUGACCCCGAAAGAUUCCCAAUUCCCUCAAACUGUGAAAGUCAACGUAAGCAUCAGAAAUAUAAACCAGGACUCCAAACUGUUUCAUGAUGUCAGCAGCCGGUCACUGGCUCCAUGGGAUUACAGAAUCGAUGAGGACCCCAAUCGCUUCCCCCAGGUGAUUGCUGAUGCCCAGUGCCGCCACUCCAGCUGUGUGGACUUGGCCGGGCAACUUGACUACAGCGUCAACUCUGUUCCCAUCCGUCAGGAGAUCCUUGUUCUCCGGCGGGAGCAGAGGGGCUGCCAACACUCAUAUCGGCUGGAGAAGAAAAUGAUCACUGUGGGCUGCACAUGUGUCAACCCGAUCAUCCAACACCAAGCUUAA